Adineta ricciae is the source of this 2238-nucleotide messenger RNA. The record is from the annotation of a GenBank genome assembly. Lineage: Eukaryota; Metazoa; Rotifera; Eurotatoria; Adinetida; Adinetidae.
AUGGUUGACUUUUGUCGACCAUCAUCAUUGCCGGGCAAUAAUACACUAGGCUCUGGUAAUUCAACAACUUCGAACACGAACUCGAAUUCAAACUUGGACAAAGAGGCCAAUUCGAAAUAUUUCCCGUCUGUAUUUCUUCCUUAUUCGCAUUUGAUUGAUUCUGAUAGACAAGACUCGCUCACAGCAGCAGCAGUAGUAGCAGCAGCGACAGCUACUGCAGCUGCCGCAUCAUCAGCUAUGGAACAAACACGUCUCGAAGAGGAAAAACUACGUGUUCAAGCGAAAGAUAAAAAAGAUCAAAGUGCCAAUGCCUCGGCUGAAGUAAAAACUCAUCUGAAAAGUUUCUUGCAUAAAAAAUUACAAAAGCAAGGCAAAUUAGAAAAUCAAGAUUCCAUGGAAAUGCUUCGUCGAUUUCAAUCAGAACCAGUCCUAGCUAAUCCGCGACUUGAAUCGGGCAAUUUCAAAAUCAAAUCAGAUUUACGUCAAAGUAUUCUCUAUCGUCAUAAGCAAGUUACUCCGAUGUCAGAUAAACGUCAUCCGAUCCGUUCAACAAAUCUAGCUCAAAACCAGCAGCCAGCUGUGCCAACAAUUCCGUUAUUACCAUUUACUUCCCAAUUGGCUCAAAUACCCAUGCCCGAACAUUUAUGGUUGGGCUUGCCACGUGCACUUUAUGGAUGUUAUUCAACUGGCAAUCUGGGAGAGAACGGCCACUUGAAUUCUUUGACAACAACAUCUCGUGAAAAUCAUCAGCAUACAAAUAUUCUCGGUCCGAAACAUUUCAUCGUCGAAGAAGAAAAUGAAGCACUGUUAGCGAAGGAAUUACAAGAGGCUAAAAUUCAAAGCACACAUAAUAGUCUAAGUUCAAUGCAUAGUAGUCAACCGCAUUUAGUCAAUUUUGAAACAAACGAUUUUUGCCUUCGAAAUCCAAAUUUACUAAUCGAUCGACUUGCAUUACAUUCCAAAUCAUUAUCCUCUCUAUCAGCAAUACAAUCGCCGACAGAGAAGAAAGUACAAAAAUGUCUCUCUGGUAGCAUCAAACUCCGUUUUACUACCGGUGUCGCUUAUGACGACGAUACAUUAAAACACGAAUGUUACUGUAAACGUACAGAUCUUCAUUUGGAAAAUCCACGCCGUCUGUUGGUUAUUUACGAUCGAUUGAAAAAAUCAAAUCUAUUAGACGACUGUGAAAUCAUUCGUGGUUAUUGUGCAACGAUCGAUAUGCUAACGGAUUGUCACGAUCCUGGACAUGUCUAUCUGUUUGGUUGUGAUAAUCGUCAACGUAGUCAACAAUCAGCAGCUAUAUUAGCUGAACAUUUAAAUUCGAUCGUUCCAUUACCUUGCGGUGGUUACGGUAUCCAUGAUGAUACUGAUACAAUCUGGAAUGAUGAAUACACAGCGCGAGCAUGCCGGUUGGCAGUUGGAAAUACGAUUGAAUUAACGAAACAUGUCGUAGAUGGUAAAUUGAAAAAUGGUUUCGCGCUCGUACGACCACCUGGCCAUCAUGCUACACAAAAGCCAUUGGGUUUUUGUUACUUUAAUACUGUUGCUAUAACAGCUAAAUAUCUGAAAAAACAUCGAAAUCUUGAACGAAUUGCCAUUGUUGAUUGGGAUAUUCAUCAUGGUAAUGGUACACAAGAUUUGACUUACGAUGAUUCGAACAUUCUCUACAUAUCGUUACAUCGAUAUGAUAACGGAACAUACUUUCCCGGUGGUGGUCGAAUAGAAGAAUGUGGAUGUGAUGAUGGUUUAGGCAAAAAUGUAAAUAUUGCCUUCUCCGGUGAACCCCAAUCAGUAAUGACCGAUGUGGAAUAUCUAGCAGCAUUUCGAAGUGUUGUCAUGCCAAUCUUAAAACAAUUUCAACCUGAAAUUAUUCUCGUCUCCUGUGGCUUUGAUGCAUGCAUGGGACAUCCUCAUCCACUCGGUGGCUACGAAUUAACACCGACAUGUUUUGCUUAUAUGACAAAAGAAUUGAUGAACUUUUCUAAUGGAAAAGUCGUUUUGGUUUUAGAAGGUGGCUAUGAAUUAAAUGCACUGGCUGAAUGUGGAAAAUUAUGUAUUGAAGCAUUACUUAAUCGACAAAUUCCAACAUUCAGUAAAGAAACAUUUGAAACUAAACCGAAUCCAUACGCUGUACGCAGUCUAAAACAGGUCAUCGAAGUACAACGUGAAUUUUGGCCAUUACUCGAUGAAUACAAACAUUUGGUAUCGAUGUCACAUGGCAAGGCUACGGAGUUAUGA